AUGUCAUCAGAACCAUCUUUUGGAGCAUACAAUUCGCUUUCUCAUCAGAAUAAUGGUCUGCAGAAUCAUAUACUGUCGCAAGCAUUGAAUGCAACAAGCAAUGGAAUUAUCCACACCAAUAAUAACAGUGGUGGAAAUUCCAUCCUGCAUCGAAAUAGCAACGUGUCAAAUUUACCACCAGGACUAAUACACAAUCCAACGCAACAACAGCAACAACAACAGCAACAACAACAGCAACAACAACAGCAACAACAACAACAGUCACUGCUGCAUCAACUGCAACAAAAUUUGCCCCCAUUGCCAACAUCACCAUCAACCCCACUUUUGAAGAUACGAAAUUUACCUUUAGAUAUCACGAGAAGGGAGGCUUCAUUGAUAUUCUCUUUGGUAAUUGGUGAGAUUAUCAAUAUUGACAUCAAGGACUCACAAAUAUUUGCAUUAUUUCGGGACCUCAACACUUGCAUCACUACAGGGAAAUUACUAGAUGGCCAAAGAAUAUUUGGCUACGAAUAUCCCCCCAUAUCUGUUGAAUUCGAAAACUCGCCGAAUUUUAUGUCGCCAACAAACCUUGCCACAACCCAAAUGGCAUUCAAUGCCAUGAAAUUAUCACCUACAUCAGAGCACAUUUCACCACCAGCUAUAGCAGGUCAAAAUUUUAAUUUGCCUCAACAUAUUGGACAACAUCAACAUCGCCACCACCAAUUACAACAACAACAACAACAGCAACAGCAACAACAGCAACAGCAACAACAGCAGACGCAUCCAGAGCAGUUUCAGCAAACUCAAAAUCCAAUUAUACCAUUUGACAUUCUUGAGAAAAACAGACAGCCCUUGAAUAACAAUAGGUCCAGGUUUGUUUUUAGUGACCCGUUUAGUCAGGAUAGUGCUCUACAACAACAGCAACAACAACAGCAACAGCAACAGCAACAGCUGAACAUGCCAUUACAUCAAGGUCAAACUCAUCACAAUCCAAACUUACACCAAUCAUACCCUUUGCAAAACAAGCAGCCUGUGCCUGACCACUCUAAUAUUGCUAGUAGCUCGACUUCUGCUCCAUCAUUGUCUAGGGGCAACUUAGGUUUUGAUUACAACGAAGUCACAGGUAAAUCUUUGUUACUUAUGGAGUCACAAAAUGAUGCUAGGGACUACGACGACUUGGUGAGAGAUUCGUGGUCCGGCCCUUCUCAGCAGCAGCAGCAGCAGCACUAUUUACAGAACCAACUGCAGCUCCCACUGAAUAUUUCAGGAGGUGCAAUUGGGCCCGAUCAUCAAAGUCCAACUGUGCAUCCCAACAUUAACCAGGAAUGGUUACUGGUGAAUAAUCAGAAUGGUUCCAAUUUUGCACUACAAGCACCACCACCGGAACGUCGCAGAACAUCUUCUGGUUCAUUCUUUGGCCCUGGGCAACAAUCGCAGAAUGUGAAUCUAAAUCCGACUCUGAAUCAACCACUGCAACUGCAACUGCAACUGCAACUGCAAUUGCAAAAACAGAAACAGAAACAGAAACAAGAAGACCCGCAGAACCCUCUGCAACAGCAACAACAACAACAACAACAGCCACAGCUGUCGUCAUCAUUGCAUAGUCAAAUUCUGCAACUGCAACUGCAGCCGCAACCGCAGACUACUAGCGGAUUCAGUGUCACUACGGGGAUGAGACCAACAUUGCAACAAAGUUCACUGCAGCCGAAUGCUCUGUCUCAACCCCCAGACCUCAAAAAUGGUCAAUCAAAUACAUAUGGUGCUCAACUGGUGGUUUCCAACUCACCGGCACACCAGACUAGCCCUUCUGCUGUACGCCUCAACUCCGCCUCGGCGGUAUCAGCACCUUCUUCUGCGUCUGCUUCUGCAUCGAAGGAUGCAAUUCCAGACUUGUCACUUUUGGCUAGGGUGCCCCCUCCUGCAAACCCUGCUGAUCAGAACCCACCAUGUAAUACGCUUUAUGUAGGUAAUUUACCACCUGAUGCCACUGAGACGGAAUUGCGUACUUUAUUCGCACCACAAAAGGGGUUUAGGAGAUUGUCAUUCAGAACUAAAAACGCGACCCCCUCAUCAUCAACAGGAACCAAUGGUAAUGGUGGAGCUAGUACCACGAGUAGCCACAAUCACGGUCCCAUGUGUUUUGUCGAGUUUGAAGAUGUUGCUCAUGCUACAAGAGCUCUUGCCGAACUAUAUGGGGCUGCAUUGCCCAGACCUCAAGGUUUGAAUGCAAAAGGCGGAAUUCGAUUGAGCUUCUCAAAGAAUCCGUUAGGAGUUAGAGGUCCUGGAAAUGCCCGAAGAACCAAUAAUAACAACAACAACAACAACAACAACAAUAGUAAUAACAACAGCAUCAUCAACAGCAGCAGCAAUGGCAAUGGCAAUGGCAAUGGUGUUGGUGUCCAAGGGUCUUCUGUGGACCCGAAUCUGAAUAAUAAUGGCCCUGGCAAUAGCAUUGGGAAUGGUUAUAAUUAUGCCUAUUCCAAGUGA
Molecule: messenger RNA, 2466 nt
Organism: Lodderomyces elongisporus
Lineage: Eukaryota; Fungi; Ascomycota; Pichiomycetes; Serinales; Debaryomycetaceae
Gene: WHI3
Product: mRNA-binding protein
Exons: 1
Coding region: 1-2466 (821 amino acids)
Molecular function (GO): RNA binding
Source: RefSeq, a predicted model, not a curated record